CACUCCCAAAAUCCCAGACCAAAAAAAAAUUGAUUUCCAAUGGGUAACGUCGAUUACGUGUACCCAUCGGCGGCGGAAGGCGGCGAGAGCUUGCACCAGGCGGCGAUUCCACCGCCGCAGCCGUUCGUGAAGUCGCUGAAGAAUUGUCUUAAGGAGACGUUCUUCCCAGACGACCCGCUCCGGCAGUUCAAGAACCAGCCGGCGAGGAGGAAGAUUGUUCUGGGUUUGCAGUACUUUUUCCCAGUAGUGGAAUGGGGGCCUCGUUAUAAUCUUGGGUUCCUGAAAUCGGAUCUCAUCUCCGGUAUCACCAUUGCCAGCCUCGCCAUUCCUCAGGGCAUUAGCUACGCCAAGCUCGCUAACUUGCCGCCUAUUCUCGGCCUCUAUUCGAGUUUUAUUCCGCCGCUGAUAUAUGCAAUGAUGGGAAGCUCGAAGGAUUUGGCUGUCGGAACGGUGGCGGUGGCGUCGCUUCUGAUGGGCGCAAUGUUAGGGGUGGAGGUUAACGCCGCCCAAAAUCCCACUCUUUAUCUCCACCUUGCUUUCACCGCCACUUUCUUCGCCGGAGUAUUCCAGGCCUCCUUAGGCCUCUUAAGGCUAGGGUUCAUCGUGGAUUUUUUGUCACACGCAACCAUUGUCGGAUUCAUGGGCGGCGCUGCCACCGUGGUGUGCUUGCAACAGCUCAAGGGAAUCCUUGGUCUCACCCAUUUCACCCACGCCACCGAUCUUGUUUCUGUUCUCCGUUCUGUUUUUUCUCAAAUUCACGAGUGGAGAUGGCAAAGUGGGGUAUUGGGAUGCGGUUUUCUGCUCUUCCUCCUCAUCACCAAAUACUUUAGUAAGAAAAAACCGAAAUUCUUUUGGAUAUCAGCAAUGGCACCUUUAACGUCGGUGAUUUUAGGAAGCCUUCUAGUGUUUCUCGCUCAUGCGGAAAAGCACGGAGUCGAAGUGAUUGGAGAAUUAAAGAAAGGGCUAAAUCCAGUGUCUAUUACAGAUUUGGUGUUGGUGUCAUCUUAUCUUUCCACAACGAUUAAAACUGGUAUCAUCACUGGGGUUAUAGCUCUUGCGGAAGGAAUAGCAGUAGGAAGAAGUUUUGCGAUGUUCAAGCAUUACAACAUCGAUGGCAACAAGGAAAUGGUGGCUAUUGGCACCAUGAACAUGGUCGGCUCUUGCUUCUCCUGCUAUCUCACCACAGGCCCGUUUUCGCGAUCGGCUGUGAACUACAAUGCAGGAUGCAAAACGGCGGUAUCGAACGUGGUAAUGGCGAUUGCAGUGAUGCUGACGCUGUUGUUCUUGACUCCUCUGUUCUACUACACUCCUAUUGUUGUGCUUUCUUCUAUCAUCAUUUCCGCCAUGCUUGGCCUCAUCGAUUACGACGCCGCUAUUCACUUGUGGAAGGUCGAUAAGUUCGAUUUCCUUGUCUGCAUUGCUGCUUAUGCUGGUGUCGUCUUUGCUAGUGUUGAAAUUGGCUUGGUCAUUGCGGUGGUGAUAUCUCUGCUAAGACUACUUUUGUUCGUUGCGAGGCCGAGGACACUUGUGCUUGGAAACCUUCCCAAUUCCACGGUUUACAGGAACGUCGAGCAAUACCCAAAUGCCGAUAAUGUUCCCGGCAUUCUCAUACUUGAGAUCGACGCUCCCAUUUACUUUGCUAAUUCCAGCUACUUGAGAGAAAGGAUUAUAAGGUGGGUUGAUGAAGAGGAAGACAGGAUAAAAGCUUCCGGCGAAAGUACCUUACAAUAUGUAGUUCUGGACAUGAGUGCUGUUGGCAACAUUGAUACGAGUGGAAUAAGCAUGUUUGAAGAGAUCAAGAACAUUUUAACUAGAAGGGGAUUGAAGAUAGUUUUGGCCAACCCUGGAGCUGAGGUGAUGAAGAAGCUGGACAAGGGCAAGUUCAUCGAAAGCCUCGGACACGAAUGGAUCUAUCUUACUAUCGCUGAAGCUGUAGCAGCCUGCAACUAUAGGCUUCACUCUUGCAAACCAAACCUUGUAACUGAUGAGAAAGCAGAGCCAUGGAACAAUGUCUAAAUAAUCGAAUCAAGGAAAGCAAGUAGAGCCAUGGAACAAUGUCUCAAGCUGAAGUUAACCUCCGGGGUAAUUUUUCCUCCCCCUCUCGAUAGUAUCACUUGUAGGCCAAAAUGGUAUUUAUAUAUAUAUAAUAUAUGGAAUUAAUACUGAAAAAAGAGAGAGAAAUGAUGAAAGUAAGGAAAUGCCUGUAUUGUAUCCCCUUUCUUCUCGAUCGAAUUACUUACCGUAAAGUAUCUGAAAAUAAUGCCAAGCCUUUUUUCCUCUGGA
Molecule: messenger RNA, 2283 nt
Organism: Cucurbita maxima (winter squash)
Lineage: Eukaryota; Viridiplantae; Streptophyta; Magnoliopsida; Cucurbitales; Cucurbitaceae
Product: sulfate transporter 3.1-like
Exons: 12
Coding region: 40-2016 (658 amino acids)
Biological process (GO): transmembrane transport
Cellular component (GO): membrane
Molecular function (GO): secondary active sulfate transmembrane transporter activity
Source: RefSeq, a predicted model, not a curated record